GUCUAUCAUUGUACGGCAUGUGAUAAGAUGUCUCUAAACAAACUGCUCAGUCCAAAUGACCAUCCAGACUUGGCGGAAGAACGUCGAAGAGCAACGUUCAACACAGAUGAGAUGUCUGCAAUCAUCUGGGAAAAUAAACAGAACUGGCUUCGCCGUCGCGAAAUUAGCAAGAUCGUCGCCGAGCAUCCAGAACUACACGAUCCUUGCAGUCAAGCUUACAUGACCAGAGCCGAGGAGGUCGAGAAUGCAGCUAGAAAAGCAACCACUAUGAUCAGAAAGUUAGGCGAGCUGGGCAUAAGCCCGUUUGAAGGAGAGGACAUCUUUCACUUGACAAACGAAGUCAUUGGCAUCAGAGGUCAUCCCCUAGCUAUUCAUGCUGUGAUGUUCAUACCUUCCUUGCAAGCUCAUUGCUCAGACGAGCAAAUGCAUUUUCUUGAAAUGGCAAUGUCGAUGCAAAUUAUUGGAACCUAUGCCCAAACUGAGCUGGGUCACGGCACAAACCUCCAAAAACUCGAAACUACGGCUACAUACGAUGCAAAGACGCAAGAAUUUGUUCUACAUAGCCCAACGACCACAUCAAUGAAAUGGUGGCCCGGCAAUUUAGGACUAAGUGCUAAUUACGCUAUAGUGGUUGCCAUCCUCAUGAUUGACGGCAAAAAUUACGGACCACAUCAUUUUGUGGCGCAGCUACGAGAUCUGAAAACACACAUGCCUUUGAAGGGAGUGACUGUUGGCGAUAUUGGACCAAAAAUGGCGUAUGACAGCUCCGACAACGGAUUUUUGCGGCUUGAUCAUUACCGUAUACCUCGCUUGAAUAUGCUCAUGAAACACAGCAGGGUAGCCCCCGACGGCACCUAUACCCGUCCCCCGCAUGCCAAAAUGAGCUACUCGGCCAUGGUCCAUGUCAGAUCACACAUGGUCCGACAUCAAGCGAUGUUCUCUGCUUAUGCGAUGACAACCGCAAUUCGUUAUUCAGCUAUACGACGUCAAGGAGAGAUUACGCCAGGCGCUGGUGAAGUGAAAAUUCUGGAUUAUCAGACACAGCAAUAUCGUUUGUUACCGCAAUUGGCUCGUACCUUCGCUUUUCUGUUUACCGGACAAGCAGUGAAGAAUAUUUACAUGAGAGUACAGAAGGAUAUGGCCAAGGGAAAGGUGGAUGAGAUGGCAGAGUUGCACUAUGUCACGUCAGGUUUGAAAGCAACCGUAACCCAUUUAUCUGGCGAGAUAAUCGAGCAGUCGAGAAUGAGCUGUGGAGGACACGGAUACUCGAAAGCUACUAAUUUUUCGGAAAUAUAUGGUGUUGCCAUCGCUGGCUGUACCUAUGAAGGCGAGAAUAUGGUAAUGCUUCAGCAAUUGGCUAGAUAUCUCAUGAGGGCUGCACAGGCGGCUACAACUGGACACAGUCUGUCCUCUUUGACAGAUUAUCUAGUGAAACCGUGCGAAAAGCAUUCACUAAUUGACAAACACCCAGAUAAAACUUACUCCCAUCACAUUUCGGCUUUCGAAUGGGCUGCAAGACGUCAAAUAAUCAAAGCCUACGAAAGGCUAGUGUCACUAAAGAAUCAAGGCCUUUCCAAUGAAGAAGCAUGGAACCAAAAUGCUGUCGAACUGAACAGGGCAUCUCGGCUUCACACUCGACUGUACAUCGCGCAGAAAUUCUAUGAUAAAGUUCAGACAAUAGUGGACGGCCCAUGUAGAGCCGUAUUGGAAGACCUGCUUCACCUUCAUCUCAACUAUGAACUUAUCGAUAUGGCUUACUACUUACUUGAAGAUAAUUAUUUGACUGGUCAACAGUUGAAUCACCUGAAAGAAGAUAUGUAUCGAUUACUUCAAAAAUUACGCCCCAAUGCUGUAUCGUUAGUGGAUGCAUGGGACUACUCAGAUCAUGAACUUCGAUCGGUUCUUGGACGAAGAGAUGGGCACGUCUAUGAAAAUCUGUAUAAAUGGGCACAAGCUAGCGAACUAAAUAGGACACAAGUCCCGCCAUCAUUUGAGAAAUAUUUGAAACCAAUGAUGGAAGAAGCCAGAAAAAUGAGUAAACUAUAAAUGUGCUAUAAAUUGUAAUUUCCCAACAAUGGAAAUAAAUAUAUAAAAGCUCC
Cylicocyclus nassatus is the source of this 2099-nucleotide messenger RNA. The record is from the annotation of a GenBank genome assembly. Lineage: Eukaryota; Metazoa; Nematoda; Chromadorea; Rhabditida; Strongylidae.